Molecule: messenger RNA, 994 nt
Organism: Macadamia integrifolia
Lineage: Eukaryota; Viridiplantae; Streptophyta; Magnoliopsida; Proteales; Proteaceae
Exons: 6
Coding region: 148-693 (181 amino acids)
Biological process (GO): positive regulation of proteasomal ubiquitin-dependent protein catabolic process
Cellular component (GO): Cul4-RING E3 ubiquitin ligase complex
Source: RefSeq, a predicted model, not a curated record
GUAGUAAGGCGGAGACGAUUCGACUCUCGCGGUCUUUUACUUUGGUAGUGCUCGACCUCACGAAUCAGAACUGUGAGAAGGUUUAAAAAGCUCUGGGAAGGCUUGAACUCCGAACUCCGAACUCCGAACUCCGAACUCCGAAGUGCCAUGGAACGCGCUUCUGCUGCGCUGCCCUCCGAUUCGAGUUCAAUGGUUGGGGGUGGGGGUGGGGGAGCUUCUAAGUACCUGGCCAACCUUCCCUCUCGCGGCCUCUUCUCUUCAACCGUCAUCUCUUCUAAUCCGGGAGGCGUACGAGUAUAUAUUUGUGAACAUGAUACAUCACCUCCAGAGGAGCAACUAAUAAAGACAAACCAAACAAACAUACUGAUUAGGUCUCUCACACUUAAGAACCAGAAAUGUGAUUCCAGCUCAAAGGAUGCGAAGGGUAAAGCUACAACUGAGAGCACCAAGGGCAAGAGAGCAGCUGAGAGAGCUGUAGAUGGGAGGAAUUCAGCUAAGAGAGUGAACAAGACAAACGGUUCUGGAAAACCUCAACAAGAGGGAACCAGUACUCGUACAGUUGAGAGGGAUUUCCAGGGCCUGACAGUGGAGAGGCUGCGCGCCCGUUUAAAGGAGAGGGGUCUGUCAGUCAAAGGAAAGAAGGAUGAACUGAUUGCACGCCUGAAAGAUGAUAUGGUCGAUGGCGAACCAUAACUUGGAAUACAAAUCAAAUACCUGGAUGUGUAUACAUUAGUGCAGGCUCAUGAGGUGAUGCAACUUAUUUUGGUAUGCCUUGGGAGAUCUUUUUGCUGGACAACUGUAAACUAGUUCUAAUCUAUAUUAUUAUUAUUAAUUUUUUUUUUUUUGGGUUGUGGGGGUGGGGGGGUUGAGAGUGUAGGGUAGUGAAAGUAUAUUGUUGCAUGGGAAUAUGGGGUGGAAUGUUGCAGUUGUGUACAUUAUAGAUUUAUUUAUUUUUACUUUGUUAUAUUCUCUCAUGAUUAAGAAAUAUUCAUCA